Molecule: messenger RNA, 2815 nt
Organism: Klebsormidium nitens
Lineage: Eukaryota; Viridiplantae; Streptophyta; Klebsormidiophyceae; Klebsormidiales; Klebsormidiaceae
Source: the annotation of a GenBank genome assembly
GAGCAGCUCACCUUGCAUUGCGGCAAGUUGCAGACUCCAGAGCCGCUGCUGCAGAAUCUCUGAGUGCUUGCAUGCUUGCAUUCCUCCUCCUCAGCACACCUUCUUCCUCGUUGGUGCUUGCAGAGGAGCGUGCCAGAUUACAGUAGUACGUGGCCUCAAUUAGGGUUCUGCAAAGAGGGGGAGGGGCACAAUUACCACAAAGCAGGCAGGCUUCGGCAGUGGGAAGCAACGUGUGGAAAGCAACGUGGUUGAGUGUAAAUCUUUACCCAUUGAGGAGCAUGGCUUCUGCUCUGUCCCCUGCCGUUGUCACAUCCUGCAGCAGCGCUUUAGUACCCUCAGCAAAGAGUGGUUUUGAGUCUGCCUCCAUAUCUGAUGGCAGGAGGACCUUUGCGUGCCAUGUUGGCCUCAGGAAGGUACAAUUGAACUCUGUGAUAGUCCCAACAAGGCAUGAGCGGGCCGUCAAAUGCCAGGGGGUGCGGGCAAAGGAUUCUGAGCCUGGCUUUUUUCAGAAGAUUGGGACGGCAGUGCAGAAAGCAAACAAGAAGGCGCCAGAGCCAGAGCCAGAACCCAAGGGGACAGGCUGGUUCAAGCUGGGGGCCAACAAGGCAACCGGGACGCAGAAAGUUUCACGAGGCACAGGCACGGCUGUAAAGAAGGGAACGCAGCUGCAGAAGGCCACUGGUACCGGAAAGACCGGCACCACACAGAGAUUUGCGGCUCUUGCCCAGACGUUUGUGCAGCGGGCGAAGCCUACCGAUCCAAAGACUGUGUUUGUGAGCGGGGCCACUGGGCAGACCGGAGUGCGCAUUGCCAAAGAAGUGUUGGCAGCGGGGCUGAAUGUGCGCGCGGCUGUGCCUGAUGCCGAGGAAGCGGACAAAUUGCUGGCAUUUGCCGUGCAGUAUGAGCUGAUCUCCCGGGAGGAGGCCAAGCGAGUGAACAUUGUGGAGUACGAUGUCACCGACGUCGACUCCAUUGCGGAGUCCAUUGGCAAUGCCGGCAAGGUUGUGCUGGCUCUCGGCUCCGCUGAGAACGGCCCACGUGGAAAGAUGAGCAAUCAGGACGCGCUGCGAGUCCUGGAGGCUGCCAAGCUGGCCAACUCGAGCCAUUUUGUGCUGGUCUCCUCCAAGGGGGGGUCGAGUGGCGGGGGUGGCGGCUUUUUCAGCGGGUUCUUUGGGGGGGGCGGCGCAGUGAGUGACAAGGGCCUGUUAGACAAGCUGGCGGAGAGCGGGUUGACAUACACGGUGGUCAGGGCGGGACCGGAUGGCGAGAGCGAGGGAAAUUUGGUCGUGGAGGCAGAGGGGACCGCGCUGACAGGGAAGGUCUCCAAGUCCCAAGUGGCCGAGGUGGUGGCGGGGGCGUUGGCUGACCUGGAGGUAGCAAAGAACAAGGUGUUUGAGGUGUCCAGCAGCGCCGAGGCGCCCAGCAAGACCAUCUCCGACCUGCUCAGUGCUGUCUCUGAGGACGGGCGCUACGGGGAGGUGAUUGCCGCCAAGAAGGCUGCAGAAGAGGAGGCGGCCGCUGCGGAGAAGCGGGCGCAGGAAGCGGAAGAGGAGGCCCAGAGGCGCGCACAGGCCCAGGAGGCAGCGCGGGAAGCAGCAGAGGAGGCCUCCGCGGCAGAGGCGCGCAAGAAGGAGCUGGAGCAAGAGGCCAAGCAGAUGCAGGCCAUCGAGGCGCGUGCGGCGGCAGCCAGGGAGAGGGCCCGCGCCAGGGCCGACUCGGCAGGCACGGCGGUGCAGACCGUGGCUGCCAAGGCCGAGCAGAUGAACUUGGGCCCUCUCGACGCAUUUGCCGCACCCUCCAAGAAGGGCGCGCAGUCGUUCAGCUUUGGCUCACUCUUCAACAAAGCGGAGGAGGGGGCCGAGGACGCCGCCGAGGAGGUCAGAGGAGCGGCCAAGAAGGUGGCGGGGCGCGCCAAGGCGCAGGUGCAGCCAGCGGUGCGGAAAGCGGCUCGGAGUGAGCCCGUGAAGGAGGUCAAGAAGGCCGCGGGGGGCUUCAAUUUCGGGUCGUUGUUGCCGAAGAAGGAAGAGGUGGUGGAAGAGCCGGUUAAGGAGGCGAAGAAGUCGGCCUUCGCGUUCGGGUCCCUGCUGCAGAAGAAGGUGGACGAGGGGGCCAACGGGGUGGCGGCCAAGGUGCAGCGGUCACGGCCAGCGGCAGCCAAGCAGGUGGCGCGAGUUGGCUCGCAAUUGAAGAAAGCGGCCCCUAAGGCCCCCGCGCCUAAACCAGCGGCGGCCAAGAAAGGAGGGAAGGGGGGUUUGUUUGGAGGGUUGCUACCGAAGGAAGACGAGUAUCUGUACGAAGACUAAGUUGCAUGGCAGCAUGGAACGAGUUGCGGGAGGCCUGCGCAAAAGCGGGGCUCCCGGUUUUGUGUACUCUACAUGCAAGGCUUUGUGUGGGCUACAGUCGACGUGUUUGGCCAACUGGCAGAACAAAGAGUGUGUACAUUUAUGUAUUGAGGCCGUUGAGAUUGGGCCUGCCGAGCUAGGGAAUUAUUUGCCUAAAGUCGUUGUAAGUCGCGCGGAGUUGACCACGCUUUGAAGCUCAGCGUCUCAGAUGUACCUCCUUGACCGUUUCUGCACGUAAGCGCAGCGUUGGGGACAGCUCUAGGAAGUGGCGCCACAAGCCUUGACCCUUUCAGAUAUGUCGUUUUCUGGCCCCCAUCAUUCAGGAUUCAAAGCUGCAAGGUGCAACAAGCCUGGAGGCGUGGUUGUCUUAAUACUCAGUACGUACGAUUCCUGUUCGACGCGCUCCUGUGCCUCUCAUCAUUUGUAAUCGAUGCCAGUAUAGCGCGGCACAUCAGGUCUCCGGCGGUAGCCAG